AUGUCGGAAAGAUCGUCACGUGAAACCCUUAAUGCUUUUUGUGAUGGAGUCAUUAAGUUGUAUCGGCAUGAAUAUUUGCGUAGGCCAACGCGUACUGAUACGCAACGCAUUCUUGAUCAUCAUGCGUCUUAUCAUGGUUUCCCCAGCAUGUUAGGGAGUCUUGAUUGUACACACUGGGCUUGGGAUAAUUGUCCAGUAGCUUGGCGUGGCCUAUACACGCGAGGUGAUCAUCACGGGACGACGAUAUCGCUUGAAGCAGUUGCAUCACAGGAUUACGGCACAACACCGUUGGUUCCAUUCACUGUAAAUGGAACCGAAUAUCAGUACCCGUAUUUUCUCGUGGAUGGGAUCUACCCAAGAUAUGCGAUGUUUGUGAAAACGAUUUCCCAUCCAACCGGUGAGAAAAGGAUUCGAUAUGCUAAGGCACAGGAGGCUGCAAGGAAGGAUGUGGAGCGAGCUUUUGGUAUUAUAAAAAAAAAAUGGAAAAUACUUAGAGAACCGGCACGACAAAUGGAAGAAACCCCCAUCCGUAAGAUUAUGUAUGCGUGUUGUAUUCUUCACAACAUGAUUUUAAAAGACAAGGAACACGCUAUAAGUCCUGAUUACAUUCCAUAUCCCCCUGUUGCGCCACAGCCAUCGGAUGAACGACUGUUUGAGAUACAGAACCCAAACGUUCGCGACGAUCUUAAGAUGGAUCUCAUUGACCAUAUUCAUCGCACAUUCAUCUCGGGCAUCGAUCGCUAG
Erigeron canadensis is the source of this 744-nucleotide messenger RNA. RefSeq lists its product as uncharacterized. The transcript is spliced from 3 exons. Lineage: Eukaryota; Viridiplantae; Streptophyta; Magnoliopsida; Asterales; Asteraceae. The record is from RefSeq and is a predicted model, not a curated record. Bases 1 to 744 code for a protein of 247 amino acids.